AAGAGGAAGAAGACAGGAAUAACCAAUAUGGUACAAGAGGUUUAAAUUUCAAUUAAUAUGUAGUAUGGGAAACUUAAGAAUAACAUUGAUUACAGAAAUAUCAAAACUGGCAUAUUAUCAUCUUUGAAAGCAAAAGAACUUUAAUAUAUUAGAAUGAAAAACAGCAGUACUUGUUUUGCUUUUGUGUUAGCCUUUUUAUGUUUUAAUAAUGCUUUGGCAAACAAGGAUUGUUUAAAAUUGGACUUUUCCGUAACCCAGGAUAUUCAAGGCUAUGGUUUUCAUAGAGUUGCAAAGUGGUUAAUAGAAGCGUCACUGAAUAAAGAACAAUGGGUGAAAUCACUUUGUGAGAUCAUUUUUCACCUGAAUUUGCCUCCUCCACUAUUCGUCAAUCCAGACGAAGUGGCAGACCUUAAACGCUUGAAUAAACUUGAUGUAGUUAUUGAUGGAGCUGUUGAUAUUGAGGUACCUGCACAUAAAGCUACUGAGCAUAAUGUUUAUGUGUUCUUUAACAAUUCCCAGAUUGAAAAACUUCCACUGUCCUUACCAAUACAUUUAAGGUAUCAACGGGCACAAAUUACUGGAGGAUUUGCUAAAGUGUCUUUCCCAAAGCCAAGUUUAUUAACAUGGUGUCCAAAGUCGCAACAUAAAAUUUGUGGAAAAGAAGUAAAAGCUCCAGUUUUACAUAUGACAUCAACGAAAAUAUGGUACAACAUUAGUUAUAAGGCUUUAUUUGAUGAUAUCGAAUUGUAUGUUCCUGUGGGUGAUUUAGACCACUAUCCAAUUGUGGCCAUUUCUACAUUACUUUUGGGUUGUGCUGGUUGCAUUUAUAUUCUUUCCAUUUUAUCCACAACUCAUUUGUAACACUACUUAAAACAUUUGACACAUUUUUUAUUCUUUAUAAAACAAUGUUUGUUAUUUAUAGCCAAAUCCAUAAUUAUUAAAUC
This is a messenger RNA of Cylas formicarius (sweet potato weevil), 944 nucleotides long. RefSeq lists its product as uncharacterized. Lineage: Eukaryota; Metazoa; Arthropoda; Insecta; Coleoptera; Brentidae. The coding region runs from base 154 to 861 and encodes 235 amino acids. Gene Ontology annotation, biological process: GPI anchor biosynthetic process. The transcript has 5 exons. The record is from RefSeq and is a predicted model, not a curated record. Gene Ontology annotation, cellular component: endoplasmic reticulum membrane.